Molecule: messenger RNA, 825 nt
Organism: Phodopus roborovskii (desert hamster)
Lineage: Eukaryota; Metazoa; Chordata; Mammalia; Rodentia; Cricetidae
Gene: Rbm11
Product: RNA binding motif protein 11
Exons: 5
Coding region: 106-822 (238 amino acids)
Biological process (GO): regulation of alternative mRNA splicing, via spliceosome
Cellular component (GO): nucleus
Molecular function (GO): single-stranded RNA binding
Source: RefSeq, a predicted model, not a curated record
GCACCCGUCUCAGGCUCCGCUGCCCUGGCGGGGCCGCGCAGUAAAGCGGAGCGAGUGGGCGGGGCCUCGGCAUCUCCUCCAUCCCCAGGGCUGCGGACCGCAGGGAUGUUCCCGGCUCAGGAGGAGGCUGACAGGACCGUGUUUGUGGGCAAUUUAGAGGCCCGAGUGCGGGAAGAGAUUCUUUACGAGCUGUUCCUUCAGGCCGGACCACUAACAAAAGUGACUCUUUGCAAAGAUAGAGAUGGAAAGCCGAAGUCCUUUGGGUUUGUCUGCUUCAAGCAUCCUGAAUCUGUGUCUUAUGCCAUUGCUUUGCUGAAUGGAAUUCGUUUGUAUGGAAGACCAAUUAAUGUGCAAUAUAGGUUUGGUAGUUCUCGCUCUUAUGAACCAGCUAGCCACAGUUUUGAGAGCUGUGUUAAGAUAAACUCACACAGCUUCAGGAAUGAGGAGAUGGUGGGCAGAUCUUCGUUUCCCAUGCAGUUUUUCCCAGUUAUGAACCCUGCUUUGCCUCAAGAAUAUUUUUUCUUUCAGAAAAUACACUGGCACACACACAGUCCAAUGCUUCAGCCUCCUUUCUGUGACGUGACGCCUUCACUCCCCAACAGUGCGUCUGGGUCUUGCUCCUUAGACCACGCUCCAGACCUCAAGGCCGGGCCCAGCUCUUAUGAAUGGACCCACCAGCAACCAAGUGACCCUGACCUUUAUCACAGAAAUAAAAGAAAGAGGCAAAGGCAACCCAGCGACAGCGACAGUAGCUCAGAGGACAAGAGAGGAAAUGAAGGUAGACAAAAAUGCCAGAAAUGUAAAAGAAAGAAGAAAUUCUAGGGA